AUGGCAACACCCAGCGAAGAAUGCACACCUUCCAUCCACAUGUCAUUGACACCUUCCAGUCGUCUCUCUCAACUCACACUGGAUAGCAGCCAACCAAGCGAUUCACCACGUACACGAUACUUUGCUUGUCAACCAGCUGAGGAUUUCACUACCAAAUGGGAACGCACUUUUUCUUCUGAGCAUCAGCAGCAUCCCAACUUGUCCAUGGUACUCGAUUCAGACAAGAUCUGCUUUGAACAUAGACAACAGACGACCCAAGAAAGGUUUACGAUUGACGCAUUGUUUGAUAUGGAAAUGCAAUUCUCAGAACACUACCUAUACAAGGAUGAACACUAUGACCCUACAGCUUCAUGGCUGGAUGAGAUUUACUGUGAAGAAGACGAGGAUGAUGGUGAUGUGACGAUGGAAGACGACGAUGAUGACAUUCGUGCAACUAUACUCCAUGGUGAUGAGAACGAUGAAGAGGAUGAGGAUGAUGAGGAAAAUCGUCCACCACGACAAUGGCGAUCUCGACGACAUCAAAAGUCAAGAUUAAAGCAACCACAAACCACGAUGCUUCUUCAACAACAUUUACGUGCACCCUUACAAGAGCUUCCUUUGGAUGAAGAUGAAGACGAUGAUGAACAUGGCGAUUUUCCACGCAAGAAAAAGAAUACAACACGACGAGGAAGCUUUCGACUAAUGCGAUCACUUUCUCCACCCGCUUCUUCCAAUCGCAAUACACCUGUCAAAUCUUGA
Molecule: messenger RNA, 738 nt
Organism: Lichtheimia ornata
Lineage: Eukaryota; Fungi; Mucoromycota; Mucoromycetes; Mucorales; Lichtheimiaceae
Exons: 2
Coding region: 1-738 (245 amino acids)
Source: RefSeq, a predicted model, not a curated record